This is a messenger RNA of Drosophila subobscura, 1620 nucleotides long. RefSeq names its product tenascin-X. The transcript has a single exon. The record is from RefSeq and is a predicted model, not a curated record. Gene Ontology annotation, molecular function: chitin binding. Bases 32 to 1537 code for a protein of 501 amino acids. Gene Ontology annotation, cellular component: extracellular region. Lineage: Eukaryota; Metazoa; Arthropoda; Insecta; Diptera; Drosophilidae.
GUUUGCUGUUUUAGUUUUAGAGCUAAGAAAAAUGAGAAAGUCGCAUCAAGUGCGAAUGUUUUACCACGGUGAGAUACGAGAUGGAUUGCCCAGGAUAUCGCUAACCCUCUGGACAUUGCUACUCGUAUGUCUGCUGCCAAGUCCAUCGCUACCUGCCAUCGUUAGGGACCUCAGCAAGUGCAUGGAAGGCUCCGUGGAAGUCGAUCCCCAGGACUGUGGCAGCUAUUAUCAGUGCCUCGAUUCGGUCAUCCUGCAUCAGCAGUGCCCCGAAGGAGCCUACUUCGAGGCCAGCUAUGAGGUGUGCGUCAUCGAUGACCAGGGCAUCUGCAAGCCAGCAGCCAGUAAAUGCUCCGAACUGGAGUUGGCAGAGGAUCCCACGGAUUGUGCCGGAUAUUUGCAGUGCAUCGGUGGAUACUUUGUGCAGCAAAAGUGUGACGUUGGCGGUUACUAUAAUCUGACCUCGAAAAACUGUCUCGUGGAUGGGAAUGUUUCCUGUGCGCCCCUGCAAGCGAGGUGCACAGAUGAGCAGCUCCAAGCGAACCCCGAAGAUUGCGCUGGUUACCUGCAGUGUGUGAACGGAGUUUUAGUGAAGGAAAAGUGCCAGAAGGGAAGCUACUUCGAUGUGAGCUAUAACAUGUGUGUUGUAGAUGCGGAUGGCAUCUGCGUGUCUGCCGAGAGUUGCACGGAAGAAGAGCUCCAAGCCGAUCCGAAUGACUGUGCCGGAUACCUAAAGUGCAACGAUGGAGAGCUCGAGGAGCAGAAGUGCGCCAGUGGCAGUUACUUCAACUCCAGCCUCAAGAUCUGUAUUAUCGAUGUGAAUGGCAUCUGUGUGGCACCGCCCGAAAAGUGCAAGGAAGGGGACCUUGAUGUGGAUCCCAACAACUGCGCCGGAUACCUAAAGUGCAUCGAUGGAGAGUUUGUCGCAGAGCAGUGCCCCAGCGGCAGCUACUUUGAUGCCAAAAUAGAACUUUGCUUGAUCGACUCGGAGGGAAUUUGUCUGCCAACUGUGCGAAAGUGCACCGAGGGCGAGAUGGUAGAAGAUCCUGAAGAUUGUGCCGGUUACCAGCAGUGUGUGGGCCAGGAGCUCGUGCAACUAAAGUGUGAUCCUGGCAGCUACUUCAAUGCCACAGCAAGUGGCUGCCUCAUCGACGAGGAUGAAGUUUGUGUGCCCCAGAAGCCAGGCUGCACGGAGGGAGAACUGAUGCAGGAUGCCGAGAACUGUGGGGGUUACUUGGCCUGUGUCAAUGGGUUGUUUGUAGCCAAUAGCUGUGGCAGCGGAGAGUACUUCCAUCCGGGAUUGCUGGAAUGCUUCAACGAUGAUCUAAAAAUUUGUCACAGCAACUGCCGAUGUGGUGCCAAAGGCAGAUGCAUUGAGGGCAGACGGACGGCUGAUCCCCAGGACUGUGCUGGCUAUGUGGCAUGCAUCGAGGGGCAGCUCGUGGAACAGUCCUGCGAACAAGGCAGUUAUUUCGAGACCACACUAAGGGGCUGUGCUUUCGACGAGCAACACAUCUGCGCCACCGAGCAAGAGGAGUGAUUCCUCAUGCACAAUAAAUUAUCUCACAAUUUGCCGACUUCCCCGCCGAUAAUUGGUUCUGCUGCAAUAAAUCUAAUUAAAUG